Paramecium octaurelia is the source of this 293-nucleotide messenger RNA. The record is from the annotation of a GenBank genome assembly. NCBI's taxonomy places the organism in Eukaryota, Ciliophora, Oligohymenophorea, Peniculida, Parameciidae.
AUGUUUAUUAUAUAAAAAAGCAUUAUCUACAUUAGCAAUUCUAUAAAUUAAUCAAUUAGAGAGAAUCACACUCCACUUGAAGCUCUGGAUUAUAUAAUCCGCUAUUACAUCUGACGGAAGAAUGAAAAGUUCAUUUUGGUAUAUGUAAGAACCCAUUUGCAAACAAAUGACCGAGUGGUAUAUGAAAAAUUCUUGGUGAUAAAAUUGCUCAUAAAUCAAAGCCAAUUCCCCUAAAUUGAUUUAGAUUGCUCUAACUCUUUAUUUAAUUGCUAGUAUCCAUUCAUGAGAUUCCU